This is a messenger RNA of Phalaenopsis equestris, 807 nucleotides long. RefSeq lists its product as uncharacterized. Bases 105 to 509 code for a protein of 134 amino acids. The record is from RefSeq and is a predicted model, not a curated record. The transcript is spliced from 2 exons. NCBI's taxonomy places the organism in Eukaryota, Viridiplantae, Streptophyta, Magnoliopsida, Asparagales, Orchidaceae. Gene Ontology annotation, biological process: mRNA processing.
ACUCAGCUCUGCUUCCGGACGAACGUAAUAUUGUUAGCGCAUUCAAACCUCAAGCUAAAGGCAGUCGCUGUUAUCGUUGCAACCAUCAGUCCUCAUCACGAUCCAUGGCGUCGCUUCUCCACAAGCUCCUCCGAAAAGCCCAACUUCCUUCGCACCAAACCCUAUUUUUGUUGAGCAAAUUGCAGCCUCGCACGUCCCUUCUUCGAACUUCAAUCCUUUCAUCAAACCAUGAUUUCUUCCUUAAUCAAUGUCCCGGUUCCAUGUCCUGUCCUUCAGAAAAUGAUGCAGCUGAAAACGCGCUUAUUCGGUUGUGCCCAUCAUUUCCACCUUUCAUUAGUCUGGAACCGUUUUCCCGAUCUGGGAACUUUCAGUUUGAUGCCGAGCAACAUUACGGCGGCGAAGACGAUGGCCCGACGAUGUGGGCUGAUAGUGUUAAGAAGAAGAGGAAGAGGAAGAUGAACAAGCACAAAUACAGGAAGUUGAGGAAACGCCUGCGCCGCCAGACUUAGGUGAUUCCGGCUUGUUAUAUGGUCAGAAUCUAAGCGGGGAGCUUGCUUUCUUAAUUUUUCUUUAUUUUCUUCUUUCUGUAUCUUUCCUAUUGCAAUCGAGGCUUGAUUUUUUUUGGAUUUAAUUAAACUCUUUGAAGGGCCAAAUUGCGUUUUACAGCAGCUGUUGGUAUUUAGGUUUGGCAUUCAUUGUUUAGCAUGUUUUGUGGGCAUACAUAUCAGCUUAAAAAAAAUUUACUUUUUCUGCUCUGGUCCAUUUCUUAAUGUACUUCUGGCUAUGCACAUAAAUAACUCAAUGAUU